CAGAUCACACAGUAGGUUCACAAACUCAGCGGCGAAAUGACGUCUCCGUUUGACGGUGCUGCCUGUUUCUGGCUCUCGAUAAUCUGGCUCCAGCUGGGUCUCAUCAAUGCGGGUCUGGAGUUCCUUAGGGUCUUCGUACCCCUGCCCCUGGUACGACUGAGGGAGAUCGAGGAGGAGGAGCGGGAAAUCGAGGGCGAGUGCACGUUGGGCGCCAUCAGCAUUCGAAUGUUCGCCUUCUGAAGACUGGAUUGCCAUCAUCUUUAGGAUCUAUGUACUUAACAGAAUCAAUAGUCAAUGUUUCAACGAUAAGGAAUAUCCUUAGAUAAUAAGUUCAUUUAAUUGUAAGAAUAAUAGUAUUCUAAAGUAUACAUCAUUUUAAGUUUUAUAAAAACAAAUAUUGUAAAGCAAUUAUAAAAAAAAUGUUUGUGUUUUUUACUUAAGAUACGGUACAACCUUUACAAAAGUUUAGCACCGUUCCUUUCAUUUAUAGAAACAUUUUAAUCUAAAGACACACGCCCAUACAAAGUAUGAAUGAACGAAACUUGUUUGUCCCGAGCAGGUUUAAGGUACGUAAACAAAAACUUAUACUAUAUAAAAGUUUGAUGAACUUAACAAAGAAAGAUAAAUGUAUUUGAACAAGGCAGUUUACACAUUCUAACAAAUAAAAUAAUUGUUCUUUAUUUUUUUGUAA
This is a messenger RNA of Drosophila suzukii, 691 nucleotides long. The record is from RefSeq and is a predicted model, not a curated record. Lineage: Eukaryota; Metazoa; Arthropoda; Insecta; Diptera; Drosophilidae.